AUGGAGACUGAGUGUGUUCACCCCUUGUGGCUGAACUACGAUUUCACCGCCUUCUCGCCUUUUCUAGCGGUCGAGCUGGGUUUCCAGGGCGUGCAUGCUGAGAUGAGCAGAUUCGAGUUUCAUUCUCCGACUAUUUCCAUCGAGGACUCACCUGAUACUUCCUUUUCUGUACCGCUCUCUUCGUCUACAGGGGAGAUUGGAGCUUUACCUUUCCAAGACGAUGAUUUUCUAGCAGUCGUUCCAGAGGAACAGUACUCGCUCAACUUGCCGGUGAUCGAUAGCAGUUUCCCUGAUACGUUAUUGGUUGAUAUGGUUGAUGAAGCAUGUGAGUGGGUGCCAAGUGCAAGCAAUUCUUCUUCAGAAUUCACUGAAGAAGAUGAUUCAUGGACCCUGAACCUCACAUCAGUUGAACCAACUUUUAGCACCGUCUCAGCUGAAGCAUCCAUCGUCCUGCCUAGCCAAGAUAUGGAAGUUGAUGACCAACUGAGCAUUUUCCACCUCCUUAAGGCCUUUGGAGAGGCCAAAGAGGCUGAACAACAAGUACUAGCAGGAGAAAUCUCAAGACGAUUGAGGGAAAAGUGUAGUCCAAUGGGCACGACCCUUGAGCGUGUCGCAUAUUACUUGAUCGAAGCUUCAGAUGGUCAGGGAGACUACCUUAGACAGUCCAUGAAGAAUUUGGAGGCAGCAUUUCAUGCCUUCUAUCAAAUAUAUCCUGUUGGUAGGUUUGCUCAUUUCACUGCAAAUUCUCUAAUUCUAGAUGCAAUGCCUGAGGAUACCAAUGAACUACACAUAAUCGAUUUUGACAUUGGCAAAGGGGUGCAAUGGCCACCUCUUCUUGAGGAACUUGUAAAACGAGGACAAAAGGCGGUGCGUUUGACAUCACUAAGGUGGGUGGAAGAAGAUCGAAGUUGUGGCUCAGACACAGAAAGGCUUGGAGGGAUAAAUAGGCGGAUGACCGAACAUGCUCAAUCGCUUGGAUUGAGACUAAAGAUGGAGGAAACCAACAUACAAGGCCUUGUAGCAGAGCUAAACAAGAGCAGAGGGAGGGAAUGGCUAGCUUUUAACUGCAUGCUGGGGCUCCCUCACAUGAGAAAGGGGAGGAACGUCAUCAAUCAUGCGACCGAGUUUCUAAAAGUGGCCAAGAGUUUUAUCAGUAGGAGUGACCAAGGGGUCGUAACUGUUGGUGAUGGGAUUGGCAUGGAGGAUGAUGCAAUGAGAGAGAGGAAUGGAUAUGGAGCUUUCCUUGAAGGGAAAUUGGUGGACCUCCAAGCCUUGUUCGAAUCGAUGGAGCUUCAUUUUCCAGGUCCUGGCGAAUUCACAGAAGCAAGAAUGGCUUUGGAGUGCCUCUUUAUGGGUCCUUAUGUGUCUUCCCUGGCAAAUUAUCAGGAUUGGGAAGAGAGUGGUGAGACAAAUAGAGCUGUAGUUUCGGAGAUGGGGUUGAAGGCUAGGAAAAUUAGCAAAAGAGAGCACCAUUUAGUGGAGGCAAAAGAGCUUGUGAGACUGGGAGGUGGGGAGAGUUCAUAUUGGGUCAGAGUUGAAGGGGCUGAAGAGAACCGAAUGGCAUUGGGCUAUAGAGGAAGCACUUUUAUUAGAAUUUCUAGUUGGACAUAG
Molecule: messenger RNA, 1611 nt
Organism: Syzygium oleosum
Lineage: Eukaryota; Viridiplantae; Streptophyta; Magnoliopsida; Myrtales; Myrtaceae
Product: protein NODULATION SIGNALING PATHWAY 2-like
Exons: 1
Coding region: 1-1611 (536 amino acids)
Biological process (GO): regulation of DNA-templated transcription
Cellular component (GO): nucleus
Molecular function (GO): sequence-specific DNA binding; DNA-binding transcription factor activity
Source: RefSeq, a predicted model, not a curated record